Cottoperca gobio is the source of this 709-nucleotide messenger RNA. It is a transcript of the gene cga, whose product is annotated as glycoprotein hormones, alpha polypeptide. Gene Ontology annotation, cellular component: follicle-stimulating hormone complex; extracellular region. Gene Ontology annotation, molecular function: follicle-stimulating hormone activity. The coding region runs from base 146 to 505 and encodes 119 amino acids. The transcript has 4 exons. Gene Ontology annotation, biological process: thyroid hormone generation; positive regulation of steroid biosynthetic process. NCBI's taxonomy places the organism in Eukaryota, Metazoa, Chordata, Actinopteri, Perciformes, Bovichtidae. The record is from RefSeq and is a predicted model, not a curated record.
GUCUGCUUUGGUCUCCAAAUUACAUGUUAACUUACCUUCUCACUGCUGACUGCAGCACAGGCUAGAUAGCCGAUACACGUGUUCCAUCAGAGUGAGCCCCGGUUUCCGGUCGCUGACCAAUGAGCAAGUUACUGCUGCAACCACGAUGCGCUCCGUGAAGUCAGCUGGAUUGUCUCUUCUUCUGUUGUCUUUUCUUCUGUUCAUAGCCGAUUCUUACCCCAACCUUGACCUAUCAAACGUGGGCUGUGAGGAGUGCGCACUAAGAAGGAACAUUCAUUUACCAGGGGACCAUUCAGUCUACCAGUGCAUGGGCUGCUGCUUCUCCAGAACGUUUCCAACACCUCUGAGGGCCAUGAAUACAAUGAAGAACCCAAAGAACUUCACCUCGGAGGCAACAUGCUGCGUCGCAAGGCACAGCUACGAGGUACAGAUAGAGUGGGCCGGCAUAAAGGUGAGAAACCAUACAGAGUGCCACUGCAACACCUGCUAUUAUCACAAGAUAUGAAGAUAAACCUGGAGACCAUUCUGCAGUGCUUAGUACUUAGCAACAAAUGAUGUUUCUUUUCAUUUGCACAAGCUCUUUAAAUGUAUGUCCAUGUGUUGCCAGAUAACGUUUUUGUAGCAAUUCUGUGUCUGUGUGAUAAGCCUAGAUUUGCAUUGAUGUAUGCAUGUAUAUGUUUUAAAGAUUUUAAAGCAAGUAAAAUGUGCA